Molecule: messenger RNA, 5967 nt
Organism: Cinara cedri
Lineage: Eukaryota; Metazoa; Arthropoda; Insecta; Hemiptera; Aphididae
Source: the annotation of a GenBank genome assembly
AUGGUUAAAAUGAUGUUGAAGAUUUUAAUUCAAGAAAAUGUGUGGCUCGAUAAAGCUAAAUAUGCUGAUGCAGAGCGCGUUUACUAUGAACAAUUAUCAAAGGUAAUUUAAUUCGUUUUUCAACAAUAUAAUUAAUAUCUAGGUACAUAACUAAUGAAUUAUUUACAAUAUAUUCUCGUAAUUAUUAAUUUUGUAAUAGUAUAAUGUAUUGAUAUUGUUAUUGACUUGGUAAUGUUCUAAGAUUCAAAUACAACUAUUAUUCACCAAUAAUAAUAUUAAGUGGAUCUCAGGUGGAAAUUUGAAAAUUUGAAUUAAGGGCAAUCUUUUUUAAAUUUUAUUUCAGAAAUUUGUUUGUUGUAUCUUAUUUUAAAAUUUCUAUUUGUCUUACCUAUAUAAAAUUGAUUUUAGUUACAUUUAAGUUUAUAUACAUCAGCAUUUUCAAAAGAAUGGCGAUUUUUUUGUAAAGUUUUUAGUUCUAUUGUUUAUAUGUUUGAUUAAAUUAUUAUUAGUUUUAAAAGCGAUUUUUACAAUAUUUGUAUUAUUGUUCAGAAUUUUAGCGAAUUUGUUGUUAGAUUGUUUUGAUAUUUCAUAUUUCAAUAGUUAAUAAUAUUAUUUGGUGAGUUGUGUAUUAUUUUUUCUUCAACACAUUUAUGAAUUUUUUCAAUAGUAUUUAAAUUGAAAUUAUUUCUAUGGGCUAUGUUAUAGAAAAUAUUGAGCGUGUGUUGAUAGUUAUAUUUAUUUAAUGGAAUAUGUUCAAGACUAUAGAAUAUUGAAUUAAAAAAUAUUUUUUUAGAAUAAGGGUGAUUAGAAUCAUUAGGUAUUAUAGAAUCAGUUUUUAUAGGUUUCCUGUAAAUACUAAAAUCAAAUGUAUUGUUUAUUAUGGAAACUGUAAGAUCUAAGAAACUUAAUUAAUUCUUCAUUUGUAUUUCGAGUGUAAAUUGAAUGGUUUUAUUAAUUUUGUUUUAAUAUUUUGUCAGGCUUAUUUUUGUAGUUUUUAUUGGUGCUGUUUAUUAGGUUAUAUCUUGUUUGAUUUUAAUUUUGAAAUUGUAUAUAAUUUAUAACAGAUUCACAUUGUAUUAAUUGCUUUUUAAUUGAUUAAAAGUUUAAUAUUUGAUAUGUAUUGAAUUUAUUACCUUUAUUUGAUAAAUUAUUUUCAGCUUUAUUGAAAAUUAUGGAAGUUAAAUUAGUAACUCGUGAUUGAAAAGAAUAGCUGGUUUUUAAGUUGUAAUUUUUGUGUAUUUUAUAUACACAAAUAAAAUAUUAAUUUUAUCAUUUACCCUACGUCAUUUCUCAUUUUUCUUAUGUAGUCAUUUUUGUUGGAUGUGAUUUUUAAAGUGUGAAAUAUUAUUAAUAAAUAAUAACCAAAUAAUUCUUAUUUCUUAACGUAUCUAUUUCUAAUAAUAACUAAUUUUAAAUAAUCUCAACUAUUAAAAUAAAUUGUUUCUUAAUUCUAUGUAAACAACCAAUUUGUAAAUUUUUUUUUAUGUAUUCCUUCAUUUAAUUUUUUAUGUUCAGUCGCGUUAUACAUUUUAACUGCGAUAUACCUGAUAAUGAAUUUUUAAUUCGAAACCAGUCACAUAAUAUACUUAAAAUAAAACUCCAGGCAACACAUUCAUUUAUUUAUAAAUUUUAUUUUUAUGUAUACAUUUUUUAUUUGUAUAUUUAUUUACAUGUAUUAACCAUUUUAAUAAUUUUGUUUUUAUUUUAUUAUUUUGUUAUAAUUUAUUUGUUUAGUCUAAUCUACAUGAAUCAUCACCUAUACAUUUUUCAAAAGAUAGUGAAAAUGCAGACACAUUGAAAAGUAAUUAAUUGAAAUUAUAAUUUCAUCACUUCUUAUAAGUACCUAUAAUAUUAUUAAAUUUAAUUAUUUAUUUUAGUUAUUUCUAAUUUAAUUAAUACAUUUCAUAAACUGGAAACCCGUGUUCAAAAAUUGGAAGUAUUGUUAGAAUGUAAGUAUUUAUUUAAUUAAAAUUAAAUAUUUUUUGUUUCCAGUUUUGAUGUUCUGCUGUAGGUAUUAUGAAUUAUGAUUUAUAGCUGAAUAUAUACAGGCUGUCCCACAAAGAUGUACCCCUUGAGUAUCUCUGGAAAUAAUAAAGAUAAUCAAAUUCUGUUUUUUUUUUUUUUUAUGUUAUUUACGGGGAAGAGGCCUACAAAUUUUUAUAUUUGAAUGCAUUUUUUAUUAUUAUUAAAUAAAUUUAAAAAUAACUUGCUUUUAUUAUUUUCUGAAAAUUGUAAGAUAUCCAUUCUGUAAAGAUUAUUUUUUUAAAAUUUUUAAUGUAUAACACAUUUAUAUCUGAUGAAUAGUUUCUAAGUAACAGCCAUUUUAAAUUCUACUAAUCCGUGUUAAAACUGAUGUAAUCUAGGGAUUAACCUAACUAUGUAACACGAUAACAUCGGUUUUCACACGGAUUAGUAGAAUUUAAAAUGGCUGUUACUUAGAAACUAUUCAUACUAUUGAUACAAUAAAAUUUUCAGAAAAACAAUCUUUAAAGUAUGGCUGUCUUAAAAUUUUCCAAAAAUAAUAAAAGAAAGUUAUUUUAAAAUUUUUUAAUAAAAAAAAACUAAUUCAUAUAUAAAUAUUUGCAGCCCUUUUCCCUGUGAGUAAAUAAAAAAAAAAAAAAAAAAACAGAAUUUGGUUAUUUUUAUUAUAUUUGGAGAUUUUCAUGGGGUAUUUCUUCGAGGGACAGCUUGUUCAUUCAUACCUAUAUAUUUUUUUUUAAAUAAAUAAAAUAUUCAUUAUUGUUUUAAUUAAAGAACAAUAAAUUCUAGUUAUGGGUAGUGUUGAUAUAACCAGUUGAAUUAAUAGUUCAGUUGUACAGUGAUAUAUAAAUAUACAGUACUAUCCAAAUUGUUAUCAUAGAGGUGUGUCACAUGUUGAUCUGACAAAUUCAAUAGAUAACUUGUUUUUUCAAUAUUUUAGAUUUUUUUCCUUGUAAUAAUUACUAAAUCAUUGUUAUGAUUGUUUUAUUUUAUAUUUUUUUAAAACUAUGAAUACAAAAUUUAACUUUUUCAAAAAUUGUUUUAUUCAUGAUUUCCAUUUUAUAAAUAUCUAUAUUUGAAACAAACUUUUUGUUACAAAUAUUUAUUAUGAUGAAUCUUUAAGUCUAAAAUUUUUUGUUAUAUAACAAAAUUAUAUUCAUGGAAAAAUUGGUAAAUCGUUUUUAAAAAUAUUUUUUACACCCGUUCUUAUACAAAUUAAAUAUUAUAUUUAUGAUACAUUUUAAUUUUAAUAGGAGUAUAGUAAAAUGGGAUUUUAACUUAGAAAAUAAUUUAAGGGAAAAGUUAAUUUGUCUUGUUUAACAGGAGGAAAUAAGAAAUAAUUAUUUCUUAAUUCAUGAUUUCUAUAAUUGUAUCUUUGUCAUCAUAACUAAUCUGUAAUUUGGUCCUUUCUAAUUAAACCUAGGUACAUUAGUAUAUUAUAAUCCUUAAACAAUGAUAUUUGAUUAAGAUAAUGUUGUAUAAGUAAUUCUAACAAACUAUUUCUAUGUGUCUAUUAAGACUAUAUUUUUUUGAUAAUUCAAAUUACACAUAUCAGUUGUUUAACCUUUUUUCAAAAAUUCACUUAUAUUAAUUUAUUUUUUUAUGUAUACAAUUAUUUUUAUUAGGUUAAUACAUUAUAAUAUUAUGCCAUUCUUUGAAUAUUUAAGAAUUUUAAAAUUAAUUUUUAAUUUAAAAUAAUAUAAUUUUAAACAAUUUUUCAGUAAAAAAUUUAACAGAAUCAAAAAUGUCAGAGUCUAAUUCCAGAAAUACAAUCAAAUGUAAAAACUGUAGAAUAUGUGACAAAAUUACAAUAAUUCAUGAACAUAAUGAUAUUAAUAAAUUACUCGCGAAAGUUCAACUGUGGGACACAGAAAUUCACAACAAAUAUAAAAAUAUUGACAAGUUUGAAUGUCUUAUUUGUUCUUUUAAAACAAAUGAUUUUAAUGAAUGGAAAUGUCAUAUUAUAUCAAUAUCUCAUUUGGCAGAAUAUCACAUGAUUCAAGAUACGUACUCUCAUGUCUGUGAUUAUAAAAAAUGUAAAGUAUUGUUGUUCGGAUCCGAAAAGUCUUUAUGUGAACAUAAAGCUAAUCAUUCAAAAAAGUUUUUAAACACUAGUUUAUCAAUUAUUAUGGCUAAGGUUAUGAACCGUUAUAUUUCAAAAAAAAAACCUAUGUACUAUUGUACUCAUUGUAGACGUUUUGAAGAAAAACCAAUUCACACAACAGCUGAAUUAUUAAAUAUUAAGAAAAAAAACAACACCAUUGAAUAUUAUUGCAAAUAUUGUAGAGUAACAUUUGUUUGUAGCCCUGAAAUAUUAGAUUAUCAUUCAUUAAGUGUAGAACAUAUGACAAUAAAAUGUCUUGAUCAGUUAUUCUCUGAAGCUAAGGUGAAUUCAAAAUAAUUAACUAUCUGUAAAAUCUCUUCCAACUAUAGAAAAUAAAGUAAAAGUUGUGGUAGAAUGUUUUCCCUUGUUUAUUGAUAAAAGAGAAAAAUUUUUCAAAUUGUAUAUUAGUUUGAUAGAGGAUAUGUAUUAUGUUCANAUAUUAUAGAGUAUGAGUUUGGAGGAACAGGACAAGAUACCUAAUGGUGACAUAAUAGGAGAGGUUGAAAACUUUAAGUACCUAGGAUCUUUUGUUCAAAAAAACAAUGAGAAUUUGAAGUAUAGGAUUAGGUGUGAUUAGAUAAAAUGAAGAGAUUUUUGUACAGUUUACCUUUUAUCCAUCAAUAUUAGCUUGCACUUGAGUAGAAAAAAUAGGACAAAAGCUAUGCAUUCGGUGUGAUGUACAUAAAAAAAAAUUUUAAUUUAAAUGAGAGUUUAAAAGUAAUUUUAAUUAUUAAAAUAAUUUACAGGAACUACCUGUAAAUAUUGUUGGCCAGGAAGAAUCAAACAAAAAUCUGCAAAAUAGUAAUGCUGUAUACAGUAAACAAAAGUACACAGAGUAUUUUAAUCAUAAAUUGAAGUUACUGAAAUUAUUAAAAAUAAAUAAAGAUCGUAUUCUUAGAACAACCUCGUACUAUUGUAAUAUAUGCGAUUUUAUUACUGAAGAAAAAUAUACUUGGGACUUUCAUAAUGAAACAGUACAUGCAGAUAAUAUAAAUAUUUCUAUGGUUUUCUGUACUACAUGUUCUAUGUUUAUUUCGUUCAACAAUUUUGAAGAACACAAUAAUACAAUAGAACACAGUAAUCUCUUAAAAUUUUUACAGUCAUUCAACAGUUUAAGAAAAAAACCAAUUUUGCCUUUGAACAAUACCAAUAGUCAAAAUGAACAGAAAAAAAGAAAUAAAACUACAAAUGUAUUUAUUUAAUUAAUUGAAGUUAGUGUCAUGAUUUUGCUCACCUAAGUAUAUUUUUCUAAUAUUUCAGGUUUUAAUUAACAAUAGUGGUAUUUUCACAUCACCACCUAAUAAUUCACUUACUACAAUUUCAACUAUGUUGUCAGGUGAACCAAAUGUAGAUUUAAAAAUAGGAGAAUUGAAUACAAUGAUACAUGGCGAAACAUCAAAUUGUUGUGCCAAGUUAAAUGAUUCGGUAAUGUACAAUACAUAAGUUUUGAAUACAUUUAUACAGUUAUAUUAAAAUAAUAUAUAUAAUGUGCAUUAAUCAAUUAUAUUUAGGUACAAGUGUAUUCAUUUUAAAUGAGUAUUAACUACGAUAGAGUAGUUUCUAUUUGCAAUUUUUUUUUUUAAGUUUCUGAUGUUUCUAAAAUGUAAUAUAAUUAAUUUUUCUAGUUUUUCUUAAACCCAAAUGAACCUACAGCAGAAGAAAGUGAUAGAAAAUCUAUUUUCGUAUCAAGUCUAUGUCAGAAAAAUGUAGCAGACCUUAAGAGAGUGGAGGUACUUAAUGAAGACAAAAUGUAUGGGGAAUAUGUAACACAAAGACUUAAAUAUAUAGAAAAUCCGACAGUUAAACAACAUAUUAAAUUAGAGAUAGAUAACAUUUUUUUUUCUAGUAUGAAAAAUGAUUUAUUGAAAAGUUCUAAUUGCUAA